Molecule: messenger RNA, 459 nt
Organism: Endocarpon pusillum Z07020
Lineage: Eukaryota; Fungi; Ascomycota; Eurotiomycetes; Verrucariales; Verrucariaceae
Exons: 1
Coding region: 1-459 (152 amino acids)
Source: RefSeq, a predicted model, not a curated record
AUGGUCGCUCGCGAAACCCUUGACAGCGUUCGAGAGAGUGAAUUUCACAAUAAGUUAGCAGAGUUGUGCAACAGUAUCACCACCUUCGGAAUCGAUAACGCACCAGGCUAUUUUAGCUUUUACAAGACAUAUCACGCUUGCUGCGAGUUGGAGUUGGAUGAAUACCUCAAUCAGCGACGUGCCGAGAGAGAUCUUGCUACUAGCGAAGAAGGUCAUGUACUCAGGGGUGGCAGGAAGCGCCGGCGAGUCGGUGCGCGACCGCUCACGUUGGAGAUAACUGAUCUAGACAAGAAACGCAAGCGAAACCUGCUAUUCCUGCAGGACAAUGAAACAAAUCUAGAGAGGAUCAAGGAUUUGGCUAACAAGCUCUCUGAUGAGGCCAGAUGGGCAUGGGAAGUCGAUGAAGAAGUGAUCUCGAAAAAAGAUUUCCGACGGUUGGACGAACAUAACCACAACUGA